AUGGAACAACGAUUAAAUAAACUUACUAAUGAUUUGAGUAAUCUUAAAUAUAUCAUAGAUAGAUUAAAUGCACAUCCUUUUACAGAUCCUUUCAAAGAAAAAGCUCUUGAAGAUUACAUGAAACAAGUAACAAGACAAAUAAUGGAAUCUGUAUCAAGUCUUAUACAACCACUUCUUGGACAAAUCAACGAACCUAAAAUACUUAUUAGUAUUUUAAAAACAAACCUCGAUGAAUUUUUAAGUAUUCAACAACAAACACAACCAGAAAUACCAUCAAUUAUGUUACCGUCAGUACCUUCGUCAGCUAAACAAAUACGUUAUAUAGAGCCAUUAAAACCAAUUGAUUUACUCCAAGAUAUUUGGAAGUAG
Molecule: messenger RNA, 369 nt
Organism: Rotaria sp. Silwood2
Lineage: Eukaryota; Metazoa; Rotifera; Eurotatoria; Philodinida; Philodinidae
Source: the annotation of a GenBank genome assembly